ACUAUACACUCUACUCUAUACAGGUUUAUUUAUAUACAAGUCCGCUAUCUGUGAACAUAAUUUAAUACGUUAAUCUAAUUCAAGCUGGAUGCUAAUAAUAUCAAUUACAAUAAUCUACAUCAAUUAAAAGUUAGUUAACUCUACAAAACUGAGGUUAAUUUGAUUCCCUAAUUUUCCAGAUCCGUCUUUGCUGUUUGAGUUAAAUAGUUGUGAACUUUUAGCAAUACUUUGGGGGUUUAGGUUUUCAUAAUUUGACGAUAAUGUCGGACAAGUAUAAUCACAUUUUCGAAAUCUCCUGUUGAGUUGAAAGUCGAGUUUUUAGAACUUCAUUCAUGAUCUGUGGUUGUUUUUACAUAUGUACAUUUUGUUUUUACAUAUGUUCCUGUAGAAUUUUAGUUAGCAGAAAAAAUUACAGCAUGCUAUGUAUAACGAGGUUAUUGUGUGGUUGAUUUUCUUGUACAAGUAACAGCCGUUUCGGCUUUGGAAUCAAUCAUGAACAAGGGAGGGGCUGGAGGAAUUGGUCGUGGUCCUACGGCUGCAGCUGCGCUUGCUGCUGCUCAAAAGCAGAAGACAUUGCAGCAGAGAGUCGACAAUGACAUCGGAACUCUUGUUGACAGUUUUAAAUUCAUCGUCAAUGUUGCUAGGGUUAAUGAUCAACCUGUCAGAAAUUCACAUGAGGCUUUGAUGAUGAAGAUGCGUGCAUCCAGAAUGGUUCAGUCAGCCGAUUCAUUGCUUAAGCUGGUGUCAGAGUUAAAACAGACAACCACCCUUUCAAGGUUUUCAACCCUUAAUGAUCAUGUGGAGCAAAGAACAGAGGAACUAAACCAGCUGGCAGACGAAACAGAUGGCAUGUUGGCUAGAAUUGGAGACGAUGCUGCUGCUAGCCUUACAGAACUUGAAUCCCACUAUUAUUCAUCUGCAAUUGGGAUGAACCAAAUUGACAACAUCAAAUAGCUUUCAUAAAAGAUAUUGGGUAGUUUUGAAUGAUCUGUAAGCAGGUUUCAAUGAUGCUUCUGUAACAACCUGUAAAACAAUUUACAGCCUGCUUCUGUUAUUCAUGAUCCAGUGAGGCAAAUGUCAAUAGUAAACUCUGAACUUUAAAUGUAAGCAAACCUUUAAUCACCGUCGUUUAUGCUGUUGUAAAUAUGAAUUCAUAAGAACUUAGCGUACUUUGGAAGUAA
Messenger RNA from Daucus carota subsp. sativus, 1181 nucleotides. RefSeq names its product mediator of RNA polymerase II transcription subunit 22a. Gene Ontology annotation, biological process: regulation of transcription by RNA polymerase II. The transcript has 3 exons. Gene Ontology annotation, cellular component: mediator complex. Gene Ontology annotation, molecular function: transcription coregulator activity. Bases 493 to 954 code for a protein of 153 amino acids. The record is from RefSeq and is a predicted model, not a curated record. NCBI's taxonomy places the organism in Eukaryota, Viridiplantae, Streptophyta, Magnoliopsida, Apiales, Apiaceae.